UAAAAGGGAGAACAGUGGGAGCAGCCAGACGUAGAGCAAGCCACCGGAGAAAAGUGCAGAAUAUUCUGAAGAAAAGGCUUCAUCAUGGCUCGACUGACCAUCCUGGCUGGAUUGGCACUUCUGAUGUGUCUUCAGACUGUUUAUUCCACCAAACUGGUGUGCUACUUUACCAACUGGUCCCAGUACAGACCAGGGGGUGGAAAAUUCACCCCUGACAACGUAGAUCCAAACCUCUGUACGCACCUCAUCUACGCCUUCUCCAUCAUCAGCUCCUCCAAUGAGCUGGCUACGUUUGAGAGGAACGAUGAUGUUAUGUACAAAUCCUUCAAUGCGCUGAAGAACAGAAACCCUCAGCUGAAAACCCUGCUGGCUGUCGGUGGGUGGAACUUUGGAACCACACAAUUCAGCCUCAUGGUCUCGUCUCCGGCCAACCGUCAGGUGUUAAUCCAGCCUUCGAUCAGAUUUCUGAGACAACAUGGCUUUGAUGGACUAGAUCUGGACUGGGAGUACCCGGGAUCACGAGGAAGCCCACCAGAGGACAAGCAAAGGUUCACGUUGCUCUGCCAGGAAUUACUUGCUGCCUUUGAGAAGGAAGCCACUCAAACCAAUCAGCAGAGGCUGCUGCUCACUGCUGCUGUAGCGGCUGGAAAGGGAACUAUUGAUAAAGGCUAUGAGAUUGCUACUGUGUCCAAUUAUCUAGACUUUAUAAGCGUCAUGACCUACGACUUCCAUGGAGCCUGGGAUUCAUUCACUGGCCACAACAGCCCUCUGUACAACAGCUCUGUCAUGCAUGGUCAACAUAUCUACUACAAUGUUGACUUUGCCAUGAGAUACUGGAGAGACCAAGGAGCUCCGCUAGAAAAGCUGCUGGUUGGUUUUCCCGCAUAUGGUCGCACAUUUCGCACGUCAUCAGCAGCUAGUGGUGUUGCAGCACCAGCGAGCGGACCAGGCACUGCUGGGAACUACACCCGGGAAGCAGGAAUCUUGUCCUACUAUGAGGUUUGCACUUUCCUUGAUGGAGCCACCACUCACUGGAUUGAGGAGCAAAAGGUUCCCUAUGCAGUCAAAGGCAAUCAGUGGGUGGGAUUCGACAACAAGCAGAGCUAUGCGAUCAAGGCACAGUAUGUGAAAGACAACAACUACGGUGGAGCGUUCGUCUGGGCUGUGGAUCUGGAUGACUUUUCUGGACAAUUCUGUGGUCAGGGAAACUAUCCUCUCAUUGGAUAUCUCCGCUCUCAACUGCAGUCAGGGAAUAGUUCCAUCAAUACCACAAACCAGCCUGGCGUUCCUACAACCACAGCAGCUCCUGGCAUGAAAACAACCAAAACUCCUGCACGUAAUUUCUGUUUAGGCAAGACUGAUGGUAACUACAUCAAUGAAAAUAAUAGACACACCUUCUAUCAGUGUGUCGGCGGAAUCACCUACACACAGAUAUGUCCUGCUAAUUUGGUUUACAAUGCCACGUGCGACUGUUGCGAUUAUAAUAAGUGAUUCAGUCAAGCUUUUGUGAAUUUAAAUGCUGGAUGGACAGCGUGAAUACAAUGUCCUCUCUCACUCUACAGCUGUGUUCUUGGUGUAAAAGUUUAACACCCAAAAGGAGAUUUAUUUUUUUCAUAUCUGCUUAGAUGUUUCAAAUGUACUGAAGUAAUUUGUAAUGUGUAGAGACAUGCAUACCAAAACCUUUUAAUAAAUUUUCCUGUUUUUGCUUCCUCA
Poecilia latipinna (sailfin molly) is the source of this 1713-nucleotide messenger RNA. RefSeq names its product acidic mammalian chitinase-like. NCBI's taxonomy places the organism in Eukaryota, Metazoa, Chordata, Actinopteri, Cyprinodontiformes, Poeciliidae. The transcript is spliced from 12 exons. The record is from RefSeq and is a predicted model, not a curated record. Gene Ontology annotation, molecular function: chitin binding; hydrolase activity, hydrolyzing O-glycosyl compounds. Gene Ontology annotation, cellular component: extracellular region. Gene Ontology annotation, biological process: carbohydrate metabolic process. The coding region runs from base 85 to 1491 and encodes 468 amino acids.